Nasonia vitripennis (jewel wasp) is the source of this 1470-nucleotide messenger RNA. Its product is annotated as putative zinc finger protein 840. The transcript has 5 exons. Bases 260 to 1090 code for a protein of 276 amino acids. The record is from RefSeq and is a predicted model, not a curated record. Gene Ontology annotation, cellular component: nucleus. Gene Ontology annotation, biological process: regulation of transcription by RNA polymerase II. Gene Ontology annotation, molecular function: RNA polymerase II transcription regulatory region sequence-specific DNA binding; DNA-binding transcription factor activity, RNA polymerase II-specific. NCBI's taxonomy places the organism in Eukaryota, Metazoa, Arthropoda, Insecta, Hymenoptera, Pteromalidae.
AGAUAUAUCGAUCCUGUUCCGCGUUCCAGAAAUACAGAUUCUGCGGGGACAUGGAUUCAGGAUCGAUUUUCACAACAAUACAAACAUAUAUAUAAUACGUACAUAGCACCUCGUCGCUUUGUUUAUUUUGUUUGAUUUGUUUUAUUUAUAUAGUUCGAAACUUUUAAUUAGUAAAAAGAAGGUCCAUGAAUUACUUGCUGUCGAGUAUCGGAUAUCAUUAAAAUCCUUACUUCAUAAAUACUCGUACUCACGAUAAAAUAUGAUUAAAUGUUAUGCAAAAGGUUGUACGUCAAAUGAAAAAAUUGAAAUAGAUGGUGAAAAAUUAGAGCUUUAUCCAUUUCCAGUCGAUAAAAACUUGAGAAAUGAAUGGAAAAGGAUAUGUGUGACAUUGAAUGAUAAAAAAAAACCUUAUCUCUGCGAACUUCAUUUCGGUACAAGUGCUUUUGACUCGGCGAGGCGUCUCAAGCCAGAUGCAGUUCCUACAAUUGAAUCAUUGAAAAUUAACACAAAUUAUGAGACUGUAACUGUCUCAGACAGCGAACCCGCCAGCAAAAAGUCAAAGUCCCUGGACUCAGAUGAUGACACAACAAGUAAAGCUAAGCCUUUCCGAUUGACUAUUGAAAUAAAAAAAAUAGUUUCACGACCAUCUCCGCUGUCUGAGAAUCGAACCAAACCACAAGAAGAAACUGUAUUUAUUAAAAAUGGAACAGACAAGCAAAAUAGUUUACAAUGUUUAGUUUGCAAAGAGUCAUUCUCUGAUAUAACAGAUCUUUAUAGCCAUAACAAAACACACUUUACCUGUAAUAUAUGCAACAUAGAAUUUACGUCUAGAAACAAUUAUGAAAAUCAUUGUCAAUUACAUAAAAGUAAUAUGGAUCAACGCCUGUACAAAUGUGAUACUUGUGAAUUACGUUUUGAAAGUAAAGACGAAUUAAGCAAGCACAGCCAUUCAACUGUAGAUAGUAAUGAUGAUGAAGAAACUCGAAUUCAGUAUUGCAGGUCAUGCAAAAUGACAUUUAGCGAUGAGGUUCUCUUCAGUGAUCACUUGAAUACACAUAUCGGAUCUUGGUAUGUUGAUGCACAUGAGUAGUUGCGUUCAAAUGUACAUACAGAUGGGAAAUAGUAAUAAGUGCACAUUUGCUAUUAGUUUGUACAUACAUGUACAUAAUAGUAUGGUCUUAUCCACAUCUUGAACGACUUAAAUUAACGACUUAAAAAAAUGACUGCUCUAGAGUUAAUUGGCCGUUCAAGUGAUAAUGCCUUGUUUUGAACUGAUAUCUGUGAUCUCUAUCUAGAGAAUUGGUCUCUAGCACCCAACAAAUCUUAGUGGCAAUUUUCUAUAUAAUAGGAUGAUAUGAAUGCCACAUAAACAGAUCCAAUGAAAUUGUAUAUAUUCCAAAAAUUAUGAUGAUAUAGCUAUAUCAAGUACUAUGAUGUACUUGAAAAAUAAAUGCAUUCUAAUUUAAAAAA